UAAUGUUAGAUUCAUGUUUCCCGCCUUAUCAUGCAAGGUCGCGUAUCUGUAUUUCCCGCCAAAAGCUCGGCGUGUUUGUACUUCCCGCCAAAACAUGGAAAGUUGGUUAUGCCAGUCAGUCCUACUUUCUGGUAGUGGCGGUUACUUCAAUGAGUAAAGGUAGCAGCCUAGAGCGGUAUCAACCGCACAAAGAGCGGCGUGUUUUUGAUAUUGUAAUCAUCCUCCAUAAAUACGGUCUGAUGGAGCACCGUACCCUCAUUCAGACUCGAACAUCACAAAAGUAGCAACAUCAAUCAGUCGUUAAACCAACACCAUGUCUACAGUUUCUGCUGUUCGACCAAGAGGGUCUUUUCUAAUCGAUGAUCUUCUACGAGACACGCAUGACRCUAACAAGAUGCCCGCUGAUACACCAGCUGUAGUUACCACAGGGUUCCCRAGAUACUGCUUUCCUCCUAUUAGUAGUUGUGGCAGCAGUAGUAAUAGUGAUGAAGAUUCUGCAGAUGAAAAAGAUACAACAGAAAGUCCUGACCAAUCAGAGCCUUCAAAUGAGAACAGAAAGACCAGACCAUCGUUCGCACCCCAUAAAGUAGCACGUCUCAAGAGCAUAUUCGUCCAGAGAAACUACCUGAGUAAGCAAGAACGACGACAUCUGGCACUAGAACUGGRCAUGACUGAUGAACAAGUCAAGACCUGGUUCCAAAACAAGAGAACAAAACUGAAGAAAAAAAUGGCCGAAGAAGAUGAACACUACGCCAAGCUGCUCUACCUGAACGACCUGAUCAACGGUACAUCACCUGACCGUCACCAUGACUACCAAGUUCCACAUAGUUACCAUGGCUACCCAUUAGCUGGGUAUCCAGGCCUGGAUCGAUCAUCUGAGUACAGCGAGAGACUGGUAUCGAGAAGAUUUCCUUAUCUUCCAAAGUAUUAG
Messenger RNA from Actinia tenebrosa (Australian red waratah sea anemone), 931 nucleotides. RefSeq names its product homeobox protein engrailed-like ceh-16. NCBI's taxonomy places the organism in Eukaryota, Metazoa, Cnidaria, Anthozoa, Actiniaria, Actiniidae. The record is from RefSeq and is a predicted model, not a curated record.